UUAUGCUUCAUUCGUUCGCUUUCGAGCUAAAUCCACUGUUUAAACUUUCGCAGUCGCACCGACUUUCGUUUUUGUUGUUUUCGGCCGUUCCUUCCUGUACUCCAGAGAAAAUGACUUCUACUACUACCCGCAACGUCACCGACUACACCAACGAACACCGCGAACGUCGCGAUGGCGAGAACAGUGGAUGGCGCUCGUGGUUCGGUCUGGACAACAAGAAGGACCAUGACGACCGUGAAUACAAGUACGAACGCACGAUGACCUACCGCAACGAGCCAGGUUACUCCACCGAAACCACCCCGGACUACACCUACAAGUACACCGAUCGUCGUUUCCCCGAACCAACCAAGCACUACAACUACGAGCGCCCAACUGGCACUCGCCCAUACGGACCGGAGCCUCGUCCCUAUGGACCGGAGCCUCGCCCGUACGGACCUGAGUACACUCGUCCAUAUGGCCCGGAGCCCCGCCCAUACGGCCCAGAGCCCCGUCCGUACAACUACGAAAUGACCAAGCCAUGCAACACCAUGUCCGAGUACACGCGCCCGUACAACACCGAGUCGACGUACUACACUCGCCCGUACUACACCAGCGAGUACACUCGCCCAUACAACACCGAGUACACUCGUCCGUACAACACUGAGUACACUCGCCCGUACAACACCGAGUAUACUCGCCCAUACAACACCGAGUACAACUAUACUCGUCCGUACAACACCGAGUACACUCGUCCGUACAACACUGAGUACACUCGCCCGUACAACACCGAGUAUACUCGCCCAUACAACACCGAGUACAACUAUACGCGCCCAUACAACACCGAGCGUGACAACUACUACACCCGUGACUACAACACCACCACCUACGGUUACGGACGUGAGUACCCGACCUACUACACCCGAUUCUAAGCCAACGGAUCCCCCGGAUUCCAGGAAAUCCGCCAACGGAAGCGGCUGUUAGUUAGUGUUGUAGUUUGGUUAGAUAAAAAUUCUGUAGUGUCUUAGUGCGGAUGUUUGACCUUUGUGCUUUUCUUCGGUAGUUUGGUUCUUUGUUUCGGCCGGUUGUCAUCUGUUUCGGUCUUUUUUUCGUUUAAGUUUUUAGCGGGAAAAUUGCGUUUUGAUCGUUGUGCGGAGACUAAAAAAUUGACAUCGUUUACUGUUAAUGUAAAAGCCGCAAUAAAGUUCGAAAAACCAAA
Paramacrobiotus metropolitanus is the source of this 1195-nucleotide messenger RNA. RefSeq lists its product as uncharacterized. The transcript is spliced from 3 exons. NCBI's taxonomy places the organism in Eukaryota, Metazoa, Tardigrada, Eutardigrada, Parachela, Macrobiotidae. The coding region runs from base 3 to 908 and encodes 301 amino acids. The record is from RefSeq and is a predicted model, not a curated record.